This is a messenger RNA of Achroia grisella, 1229 nucleotides long. RefSeq names its product retinol dehydrogenase 14. Bases 72 to 1094 code for a protein of 340 amino acids. The transcript is spliced from 3 exons. NCBI's taxonomy places the organism in Eukaryota, Metazoa, Arthropoda, Insecta, Lepidoptera, Pyralidae. The record is from RefSeq and is a predicted model, not a curated record.
CGUUCAUGAAAGUUGGUGCGCGUGUUUGCGCAGUGAUUUAAUUGAGUAAAUAGUUCAUAAAAUUUACCGAUAUGCUGAUCGCAGAGGCGUGGAAAGCGGGCUACUUCUUUUGGCUGCUCCCAGCACUGAUGCUUCUCGGUCUAAUAGCUUUAAUUUUUGGAGUCAUCGGACUCCUUAUCAUCGUCAGAUUCUACGCUCAAUACACCUGCGGAAGGUACAGAGCGAAUACCAGAAUGGACGGAAAAACUGUAAUAGUCACAGGAAGCACGAGUGGCAUAGGAAAAGAAACUGCUAAAGACCUGGCCAAUAGAGGAGCAAGGGUCAUUAUGGCUUGUAGAAAUAUAGGAGCCGCUGACAAAAUUAAAGAACAAAUCAUCGAUGCAACAAAAAACUCGAAUAUUGUAGUAAAAAAAUUGGACUUAAGUUCUUUUGCAUCUAUUAGAGCUUUUGCUGAAGACAUCAAUAAAAAUGAACAACGAUUAGAUGUCUUAAUCCACAACGCAGGUUACGCAGAAACAUUUAAGAAAGCUAGAUCAGAAGACGACAUUGAAAUGACCAUGGCAACUAACCAUUACGGACCAUUUUUGUUGACGCACCUUUUGAUUGACCUGCUGAAAAAGAGUGCCCCAGCCAGAGUUGUAGUUGUCGCUUCUUCUUUGUACCGUCUUGCUUCAGUUGAUUUAGAAAAUCCUAACCCAGUGGACACUUUACCAGGUUACUUAUACUACGUGUCGAAAGAAGCUAAUAUUUUAUUCACUAGGGAACUGGCAAGAAGAUUAGAAGGAACCGGUGUGACAGCCAACUGCUUGCAUCCCGGCCUAGUAGAUACUGGUAUCUGGAGGAAUGUACCAAUACCUCUCAGUUGGGGAUUAGGUCUAAUCAUUAAAGGCUUCUUCAAGACCCCAAAGAAAGGUUGCCAAACAUCAGUCAUGUUAGCCGUUGAUGAGAAACUUGAGAAGGUCAAUGGAAAAUAUUUUUCGGAUUGUCAAGAAAGUUCGUUAUCGGAUGCAGUCAGCGAUAUGUCCAAAGCUAGGAAAUUAUGGGAAAUUUCCGAAAAACUGGUUAAGCUGGAGGAAAAUGAUACAAAGCUGUAAGACUAUAUAAGUACUCCUUUGUUGUAACAUCAGAAAGGUUUUUGUUUACAAAAUUGCUUAUUUAUAUAAUUUGCUAGGUUUUCAGCAUUUUCUCUAUAAAAAUCGUUUUUUGCUGUUAUCAAAUCGAUUAGUGAU